AUUAUGUUAUUAAAAAAAUCCCUGGAAUUUUUGGGGCUCCUUUCCACCUAAACCCUGUGACUGAGAGAGGGUUUUACUUCUCUUCUAGAUUGCUAGGGCUUCCAUUGCAGUCUGUACAGACUGAGCUCGCCAUAACGAAAAUGGGGAAGAAGUUCUCCGGCAGAAGAGGAGGAGGCAGUUCCCUCUCUCAAUCAAAGCGAAACAUGCUCCUCCGUCGCGUCGAUUCCUUCAAGCACUUCCAUUCCUCCACCCUCGACGAAAUCGUCGAUCAUCUCCGUUCCUCUUACCCUGAUUACAAGCGUUCCCAGCUCCAACCUUUCACCAGGUUCGUCCAACAAACCCUAGACUCCACACCCCGCCGCCCCAAGAACCCAUCUUUGAUCUUCGACGACGAAUGUGGUGGAACGAGCACCUCCUCCCGUAAGAAGCCUAAGAAGGGGGCUCCUGAUGAGAGCGAGGAGAGAUUGCGACGGUUGGAGGAAGUUCAUGUAGCCAGGAUUCGGCAGAGCGGUCAAGACAGUUCGUCUGAGUCGGAGGAGCCUUCGUCGUCGGAGGAAGGGUCUGGCGAGAGCGAUGAGGUGACCUCGGAGGACGCUGUCUAUGGGGAGCAGAUGGAGCCGAAGUUUGACCUUAUGAAAGCGAUGCUUCGGGAGUCGUAUAAGGAUCCUAAUAGCGCUACAGCCAAGUCUAAGGUGGUGGAGAAGGAGAAGAAUAUUGAGAUGGAGCUUCCUGAUCGUGAAAAGGUUGGGUUUUCGAGUGAUGGCCGAGCACCAAAUAGGUUGCCUAAUGAGUCGAAGAAGGAAGCAAAGGGUUCAAGUUCGGUGACGGAUGUUGAGGUGAAGGGGAAUGAUGGUCCGAGGUUUAAGGAUUUGGGUGGUAUGAAGGAGGUGCUGGAGGAGCUUGAGAUGGAAGUUAUCGUGCCACUUUACCAUCCUCAGCUUCCACGGUGGCUUGGAGUUCGACCCAUGGCGGGUAUUCUCUUGCAUGGUCCUCCGGGCUGUGGCAAGACCAAAUUAGCGCACGCCAUUGCCAAUGAGACUGGAGUACCAUUUUACAAGAUUUCUGCUACUGAAAUCGUCUCUGGUGUCUCAGGUGCAUCUGAAGAAAAUAUAAGGGAGCUUUUCUUGAAAGCACAGAGGACAGCCCCGUCGAUUGUAUUUAUUGAUGAAAUUGAUGCUAUUGCUUCAAAAAGAGAAAAUUUACAAAGAGAGAUGGAACGGCGAAUUGUAACACAACUGAUGACUUGCAUGGAUGAAUCUCACAGGCUGGUAAAGCCAACUGAUGAAAAUACAGAAUCACAAUCUCAUGGUUAUGUUCUUGUUAUUGGAGCUACUAACAGACCUGAUGCUGUUGAUUCUGCACUUAGGAGACCUGGGCGUUUUGAUCGAGAGAUUGUCUUAGGUGUGCCAGAUGAAAAUGCAAGAGCUGAGAUUCUUUCUGUCCUUACUAGAGACCUAAGGGUUGAAGGUUCGUUUGAUCUAUUGAAAAUAGCAAGGGCUACCCCAGGUUUUGUUGGAGCUGAUUUGGCUGCGCUGGCUAACAAGGCAGGUAACCUUGCAAUGAAAAGAAUUCUAGAUGAAAGAAAGUCUAAGUUAUCAAGAAAUUGUAUAGAUGAGGAGUAUAAUGAAGGGUGGUGGAAGGAACCUUGGCUUCCAGAAGAAAUGGAAAGGCUUAACAUCACUAUGGCUGAUUUUGAGGAAUCUGUUAAACUGGUUCAACCUUCUUCAAGAAGAGAAGGAUUCUCUGCCAUUCCCAAUGUAAAAUGGGAAGAUGUUGGUGGUCUAGAUCUUUUGAGGCAAGAGUUCGAUCGAUAUGUUGUUAGGCGUAUUAAACAUCCUGAGGAAUAUGAGGGUUUCGGAGUAGAAUUAGAGACAGGAUUUUUGCUGUAUGGGCCUCCAGGAUGUGGCAAGACAUUGAUAGCAAAAGCUGUUGCUAAUGAAGCAGGAGCUAACUUCAUUCAUAUUAAGGGUCCUGAACUUUUGAAUAAAUAUGUUGGCGAAAGUGAACUGGCAGUACGGACAUUAUUUAGACGUGCGAGGACUUGUUCACCAUGCAUACUUUUCUUUGAUGAGGUGGAUGCCUUGACAACCAAGCGCGGAAGAGAAGGUGGAUGGGUUGUUGAGCGGCUCCUGAACCAGCUACUCAUAGAGUUAGAUGGUGCAGAUCAGCGGCGAGGUGUAUUUGUAAUUGGUGCCACAAAUAGACCUGAAGUUAUGGACAAUGCUCUUCUCCGGCCUGGAAGGUUCGGCAAGCUUCUCUACGUACCUCUGCCAAGUUCUGAUGAACGUGGUUCGAUCUUGAAAGCUUUAGCAAGGAAGAAGCCAGUAGAUGCUAGUGUGGAUUUGAAUGCCAUUGGACGGAUGGAGGCGUGUGAGAAUUUUAGUGGCGCCGACCUAUCAUCACUGGUAAAUGAAGCUGCUAUGGCUGCUCUUGAAGAGAAACUGACUACAACAGAAGCCAGAUCGGAAGGAGCUGUAUGUACCAUCAAAACACCUCACUUUGAGCUCGCCCUGACUAAAUUAUCUCCGUCGGUUAAUGUCAAGCAAAAACAGUACUACAAGAUAUUAUCAGAGAGCUUCCAAUCAGGAUGAAAGCAAAAGCAAAAGCAAAGCAGUGAGUUUUCAGUUCAUUUCAUUUCAUUUCCUUUGGUAGAGGUUGUUGUGAAUGUUCAUAAGGGGGUUGGUUACAACUAAAGAUACCAUAGGGGAAAUGUCACAAAAUUUUGAUAUGUUCUUUACAUAAUAGUUUUGUUUGUUGAGUUUUAAAGGUGGGGGUAGCUUUACAUCAUCCAACUUUGAGAUAAAAUUUUGUGUCCAAUUUUUUAUUCAAUUUUAUUCAUAUAAUUUAUAAAUUGUAUUAUUAUAUUAUAUUAAGGGAGAGCUAUCAUUUUCAUUUGCCAAAUUACAAGAACAAUUUUGGUUUGAUGUAGUUUGAAUUGCUUUAUUUUCUUAUAAGAGAGAUUUGUUUCCCUUCCA
Humulus lupulus (European hop) is the source of this 2975-nucleotide messenger RNA. RefSeq names its product cell division control protein 48 homolog C-like. The record is from RefSeq and is a predicted model, not a curated record. Gene Ontology annotation, molecular function: RNA binding; ATP binding; ATP hydrolysis activity. Bases 141 to 2591 code for a protein of 816 amino acids. Gene Ontology annotation, cellular component: nucleus. The transcript is spliced from 10 exons. NCBI's taxonomy places the organism in Eukaryota, Viridiplantae, Streptophyta, Magnoliopsida, Rosales, Cannabaceae. Gene Ontology annotation, biological process: ribosome biogenesis.